AUCACUAUAGUGAUAUCUAUAAUCUAUAGAGUAUAUCAACUUUGCGUGGCACACACACACACACAUACGUCAUGUCGCUUCCCGUCGAAAUUCGCAGAAAGAAUCAUGAAUAAUGACCCAGUGCAGGUCGAUUUGCAGCUGCUGCGGGGCCAAAGGCAGCUGCCCGUGCUCCAGGAAGCGCUGCACCAAAGAAACGAAUACCGAGGGACAUUCGCCGUGUUGUUCGACGAAACAUUCCGCUACUAAUACGGAGAAAUUGGAGAAAGAGCUAGUAUCAGUCGCUUGCGGUGAAUUCAAAGCGAAAGAAGAUUUCUGGGACGACCUGUCGCGUUUCGUGGAACUCUCCCGCAAAAUUUCCGCGUACGCGAGAACCAGAAGAUCGGAAGAAACCCCGUCAGGUACCGAAGAACGAUUCGCCUGCUCCGAUUACAACGACACCCCUUUAUCGUUUCGCGCGUCGAACAUUCUAUCGAGUACUCCGCGAGAGAACUACGCGCGGAAUUCCGAAAGUUCCCAUCGACCCCAUUCAACAUACACGAGAAGCGUACCGACGACGGAUUGCGGUACGAAAUGUUGCCAUUGCCCUUCCGAUGUGUCGCGGAAUUUUGUCAGUUUACUCACCGCUUCCAACGAGGAAACACCCCGCGUUCCGAGCACCAGACGUGGAGCGCCCUCUACGCGGAAUUGUCCGGCUACUAUCGGUAGAAGGCGACUGAACGAACGACCCCUAGAGAUCUACUCGCGCCCCAUCGAGGAAUUCCAUUGUGGAAAUAACGAAGAAUACGACGAAAUCGCAAACGCUCUACCGGUUGAAAUCCAAGUUAUCGAACAUCCCGAUUGUAUUGAGGAUUGGUUGGAUAUCGAAGCGUGUCUUAGGCAACCAGUUUUACAUCGUCAAUCCGGUUUGUACAGGUGAUGUUUUACGCGGGAAUUACUCAAAAAAACGUGAUGGUCAAACAAAUAAUUGUUAUGUUGAAUAUACA
Messenger RNA from Phyllotreta striolata, 983 nucleotides. The record is from the annotation of a GenBank genome assembly. NCBI's taxonomy places the organism in Eukaryota, Metazoa, Arthropoda, Insecta, Coleoptera, Chrysomelidae.